Molecule: messenger RNA, 1446 nt
Organism: Mucor velutinosus
Lineage: Eukaryota; Fungi; Mucoromycota; Mucoromycetes; Mucorales; Mucoraceae
Exons: 1
Coding region: 1-1446 (481 amino acids)
Source: RefSeq, a predicted model, not a curated record
AUGAGUGAUAACUAUCACUUGUCAUCAAAUGAAAAUCAACAUCCACAUACACAUCCACAAGAGUUUCAUCCUGUACUUGCCCAGCCUUCAACAGAGUCUCCCUCCACUAUUGCAUCGCCAAUUUCACCAAUGACCACCAUAGUGCAUUACAAUCAGAACUGGCCAUCGAUAGGGCAGGCAAUUGAUCAGCGGCAUUAUUAUUAUGACAUGAAUCAACAUCCUCAACAGCGAUAUCAAUUGCAAGAUCAAUAUUGGUCAAAUGCCUACCAGCCAGAUCCAAGCUACUUUCGUUUUAAUCAUCCUCAAUCACAACAACAGCAUUUUCAGCAAUAUUAUACUGAAUCAGCUUACGCUCCCCCUCCUCCUCCUCCUCCUCCACACCAUCAUCAUCAUUAUCAAUAUCAAUCAGCUAGUUCGGUGCCUACAUUCUAUACCACGCAGCACCCCAUGGGCAAUUCAUUCAACGCACCAAUGUCAAACAUAGAGAGUACAUUUAGCGGCCCUUCCUCUCCUUUAGCCGCCCCAUCAAUUGAUCGAACGCAACCAAUUCAGCACAUUAUGAAAGAAAAAAGCAGACAACCCCAAAAGCAUACUGAAAGAUCAACAACAAGCCCAUCUCCUUCUGAAGCACCUAUACCCUCACCUAUCAUUUCUGGUAAGAGAAAGAGAAGAGGAUCAACUGCAACCACAAGUCAAUGUCAAAGGAAAAAACGAAGUCAAACCGAUACCAAAGACACAUCAAAAGAAGAAGGGGUUUCACACGAUGAAGAUGAUGGUGGAAGUGGAGCUAUAAUAACAACAACAACAACAACAACAACAACAAGGAGAGUAGAUGCUACAAAGGACCCGCACUCCAAUCAAACUGUCGAUCAGCUUGAGAAUGAGCUCGCUUUUCUCAGGGAUGAAUGUGCUACCAUACUGAUCAUGUUGGAUUCUUUGAGAAACGCAUUCUUGGCAGAUGUACCAUCUAGAGCAACAUCAACGCCAGCAGCUAAGUCCAACUCUUCAUCAGCAACAAUCAAUUUUAUGGUCCAAAAUUUUGGAGCAUUAUCAUCGAGUAGUACAUCGCCAAUGCAAUAUCAUGUUGAUACUUCCUCGGUUGCUAACAAUAAUGGAGAUAAAAGGCGCCGUUCAAAAGCAAUGGCUCACAAUGCCGAGAUGGAGCGUGAAAUGAGGUUCGCCUACGACGAUUUGAUGCUUCAGGUACGGCAAUUGGAGAAAAAAGUGGAGCGACUGGAAGGAAAAAGCAAGCAUGUGUAUCUCGAGGAUUCCUCUAUUAAUAACAACAAAAAGAAGCAUGAAGAUCAAAUGGCAAACCUUAAAGACGAUAUACAUGAACUACAGCAGGAGAACACUGACAACGAUUACGGAGUGGAUAAGAUGAAGGGCGAUGAUGAUACUGAUGGUUCAGGAGAGGAAAACUCGAGUAACCCCAAAGGCAAAUAG